Osmia bicornis bicornis is the source of this 937-nucleotide messenger RNA. RefSeq names its product osteoclast-stimulating factor 1-like. Gene Ontology annotation, biological process: signal transduction. The record is from RefSeq and is a predicted model, not a curated record. The transcript has 5 exons. Gene Ontology annotation, molecular function: protein binding. The coding region runs from base 142 to 801 and encodes 219 amino acids. NCBI's taxonomy places the organism in Eukaryota, Metazoa, Arthropoda, Insecta, Hymenoptera, Megachilidae.
GAAGACAUGGAUUGUGAGUAGUAUUCGCACACAUACAUCAUACAUAUAUAUAGCUAUUGCACAAAUGUGAAUAGCUUUUACAAUUCACAUACAAUCAUCGUCAUCAUUAUUAUUACUGUCAAAUACUGUACGGCUACCAUUAUGAAUGAACCUAUGACAGCACCUGCACCACCCAAAACUACAUGGAAACCUGGAAAAGUUAAAGUUGUACGAGCAUUGUAUACAUAUAAAGCACAGCGUGUAGAUGAAUUGUCCUUUGAAGCAGGUGAUCUUCUUUACGUAUACGACAAAGAUGUAGAACCAAAUUGGUGGAGAGCAAAGUGUGGAACUCAAGAGGGUCUUGUUCCUGCUAAUUAUGUUGAAGAACAAACUGAAGAAAUUGAAUUGCCAUUACAUGAUGCUGCAAGACGGGGAAAUCUUUCAUUGUUAAAAGAAUACAUAAAAGAAGGAGUUUCGGGCACAGGUUUAGAUGCAAUGGGUAAUACUUCCCUAUAUUGGGCUGCACGUGCUGGUCAUUUAGACUGUGUAAAAGAGCUUUUAAAAUUACCAAAUUCUGUAGUUAAUGCCCAAAAUAAAAUGGGAGAAACUCCAUUACAUGCAGCAGCAAGUCGUGGACACAUAGACACAGUUAAUUUAUUGUUAAAAUCUGGUGCAGAUCCAAUGAUAAAAAAUAAUGAUGAUUUAAUGCCUGAACAUUUAUCUUCUGAUCUCUCAAUUAAAAAUGCGAUACAAUUAAGUCGACUUCAUUCCAACAAAAUAUAUGGAUACACAGAUGAUGAUUAUAAUGAUGAAAGCGAUUAAAUUUAAUAAAGUAAUAUAUCGUUUUAAUGUGUAUUUUAGAAGGCGUUAAAAAAAAUUAUAGCUAAAUAUUAGGAGUAUAAUAGUACAUUAUGUACAAUAUUAUUAGAAAAAAGUAUUAAAGUUUUUUAUAUUCAUA